AUGCCCGACAAACCCCUCACCAUCGCGACCUACGCCGCCGGCGCAUCCUUAGCAGCCAUCACUCUCGUCUAUGUCUUUGGCCCCACCUUUAUGCUCGACGAUGAAGCCGCUCAAUCCUCGCGAUCCACCCGCAAGAGAGGUGUUGUUGGCCUCGUCAAUCCCGCCAAUGACUGCUUCAUCAAUUCAGUCUUACAGACCCUGGCCGGUCUUCCCGAACUGCGCAUCUACCUGAUCCGAGAACUUCACCGAAGAAAGCUGGAUGGAAAAGAAAUUUACUCGAUUGUCGAGCAACUGGAAGAUGAGAUCUCACCCAACGAGAGCAAGGAUAUUGUCAAGAUGAACGAGACGAAAGAGCCAAGCUGGAAAGUCUUGGGCCUGCAGCAAGGUCUCGUCACAGCUGGACUCAAGGAUAUCCUGGAUGCGCUUAACGAGCGACCCAUUUACAAGAAGACCAUCUCGGCCCGCACAUUUGUUAGUGUCAUGGAGACUGCUUUCAGGACGCGCAUCAGUCGACAACAACAAGACGCUCAAGAAUUCCUACAAAUCGUGGCUGAAAGGCUGAGCGAGGAAUACCACGCUGGAAGAAAUGCCCGAAGAAAGGCCAGAUCGCUCAAGAGUCCUACAAAAUCAGAGAUUGAGCAGAUCCGUCAGAGCGUGCAUCAAUCACCACAUGCAGAAGAUGACGACUUGCAAGACGACCCAGGCUUUCCCUUUGAAGGAAAGAUCGAGGCACAGAUUGAAUGCAUGACCUGCCAUUUCAAGCCCAAGCCCUCAGUAUCUGGCUUUGUUACUCUCACCCUCAACGUACCACACCAUUCUUCAACCACACUCAAUGCAUGCUUCGAUGGUAUGCUGAAAGUCGAACACAUUGAUGAUUACAAAUGCGAAAGAUGCCGACUGGAACACGCCAUCCAGCUCAAGACCAAGGAAUUAUCACGCGCCUCGGAUGACCAAACACGCAACCUCCUUACUCACGAGAUCUCCGCCCUUGAACACGCACUCGCUACAGAUCCGGAAGCUCUCCCAAAGAACAUCAAAUUGCCCGAUCCAUCUCUAGCCCCCAAACGCCGUAUCUCACGCCACAUGCGCAUCAGUGGCUUCCCCAAAGUCCUCGCCAUCCAUUUGUCGCGAAGCGUCUGGGAUCCUAACUCCAGCAGUAGCAAGAACAUGGCCAAAGUCAGCUUCCCGGAAACACUACCUUUGGGCGGAUUAUUAGAUCAACAUUCUUACCGUCUUUUGGGCGUGGUAACGCAUAAGGGAGGUCACAACAGCGGUCAUUACGAGAGUUUCCGACGUCAAUAUCUUGCAGAACCAUAUAGUGCCAAACUAAGCAUGGGUACACAAGGCAUGUACUCGGCGCAAGGAACACCAAGAGCAAGUGGCAUGCCCAGUCCCAUGCUCGAACCUACUACCCCUGGUCUCACACACUCGCCCUCGAGCAGCGGUAACAGCACAUCCUCGCGUUCCUCCUCGAAAAAGCGCUUCUCCCUCCGCCAUCGUCAGAAAACUGCAGACGGUACCAGCGACGAAAAAAGCACACUCAGCAGCAGCAGUGAUGCCGAAACACCUUUACCCAACCAAUCACACAGGAAAAGUCUUGAUCUCAGCAGGUUAAAACGGAAACAGAGAAACCAACAUAACAGAUGGUGGAGGAUCAGUGAUGACAAGAUCAAAGAGUCCAAGACUAGUGAUGUGUUGGGUAUGCAGAGGGAGGUUUACCUGUUGUUUUAUGAAAUCAUGGUGCCUGAGGUCUGA
Aureobasidium melanogenum CBS 110374 is the source of this 1755-nucleotide messenger RNA. Its product is annotated as cysteine proteinase. Gene Ontology annotation, molecular function: cysteine-type deubiquitinase activity; cysteine-type endopeptidase activity. Gene Ontology annotation, biological process: protein deubiquitination. The coding region runs from base 1 to 1755 and encodes 584 amino acids. The record is from RefSeq and is a predicted model, not a curated record. The transcript has 3 exons. NCBI's taxonomy places the organism in Eukaryota, Fungi, Ascomycota, Dothideomycetes, Dothideales, Saccotheciaceae. Gene Ontology annotation, cellular component: nucleus; cytosol.